Pyrenophora tritici-repentis Pt-1C-BFP is the source of this 788-nucleotide messenger RNA. Lineage: Eukaryota; Fungi; Ascomycota; Dothideomycetes; Pleosporales; Pleosporaceae. The record is from RefSeq and is a predicted model, not a curated record.
GCACCCCGCUAUAUCAUGACAUACAUAUCGAUUUCCAUAUCUCCCAUCCUAUCCAUCAUCGCAUAUAUUCAUUUCCCCAUCUCUUAAUUCCCACGCGCCCAUCAAUCCAACCUAGCAACCCACACCCAGCACAUUCCCUCGUUUCCGCAUCUCCAAAAUACAAAGAGAGAAAAAAAAACUAGCACAAAAUGGGCCUACCCUACUCCCGACAGAUAAACGCAGCAUUCGAACAAGUCACGCCCCUCGUAGCCGCCGGCUUCAAGGUCCUGCGCACCACGCGCGAUAUAUCGAUUUUACUUGCUGUAAUACAAGUACUCACCGUUGUUCUCUUGGGGUUUAUCCUGGCGGCGUUGGUGCUGUUGUUGUAUUGUGUUAAUCCGGAUUUAGAGGUUGAACGGCAGCAGAUUAUCACGCCGUGGCUGCGGUAUUUGGCUAGUAUAACGAUAUUUUCGGUUGUAAAGACGGUUGUUUGGAUGGGGCUGGGGCUGGGGGUUUGUACGGUAGGGAUUUGGCAUUUUUUUCUGGCGAAGAAGUGGGUCGAGGAUGUGGAGUAUGAGGGGAAUGUUGAUGCGGAUCUGGCGUUGGAGGAUUUGGGCGAGGGGAAGUGAGGGUGGUGGUUGGAGAGGAGUGGAAUCUUUUUUCUGGGGUUUUGUUAUAUGUCUUCUUGUACAUUGGAUCUUGUCACUGCAUGUUGACAGAACUCUUUCCUCUCUUACUCACAUCUGAGUACAAGCCAAUGUUGAUGAAAUAGGUAAAAGUGAUCAUAAUUCAUUACAUUAACAAUCUCA